Drosophila mauritiana is the source of this 736-nucleotide messenger RNA. RefSeq lists its product as uncharacterized. The record is from RefSeq and is a predicted model, not a curated record. NCBI's taxonomy places the organism in Eukaryota, Metazoa, Arthropoda, Insecta, Diptera, Drosophilidae. The transcript has a single exon. The coding region runs from base 35 to 187 and encodes 50 amino acids.
UUCUAUCAGUUCCUAUUCACAAUAUUUUGUGGCAAUGCAUUUCUAUAAUUUAAUUGUGCUUUGCCUGAUUCAUUUUUUGGAUUUGACAGCCAGGGGGAAAGAAAAUGAUGGAUUUAUUUUUUGCAUACAUAACUAUAGAGGAUGGUGCUGGAAUAACAAUGCAAGUGUUUGGAGCUACGGAAGAUAGAUGCGAUAUCCGCAUGAGACCAACGAUCGGGUUGUAGAACAAGCCCUAUAAGAAUAUUUUACGAUUCAAUAAAAAAAUACAAACUUCAGGGUCAAUAAUAUCAGUUGUUUGAAAUAAUUUAUGUGUAUAUUAACCUAUUACCUAACGCUGUUAUUGAUUUUCUAGCCCCUGAAAGUGGUUUUAAAAAAGCCCUCUAUAUCUGGUCAAAUUAAUUGGGUUAAACCAAACAAUAGCUCAAAAAUGUAAUUAAGACCACUGCGCUGCGAUGCAAUUUCAAUUAGCCGAUUUGGUUUCCAAACACAACAAUCCACGAAGUGCCAUCCCAUCUAAAUUCCUGCAACUUCCGAGCGAUGUCAAACCGACUUAGCCACCGCAAUCUCCGCAGCUGGUGCUGAAUGGAUUAUGCACGGAGUAUCCUGUCCUCAAAAUGGAAAUUAUAAUGCCACCAGGAGCAGGAGCACUAGGUUUAGAUGAUGAAAUAUGCAAAAAUAAUGCACACAACAGCGGGGACACAACUGGGUUGCAAAAUGCCAUGAGCUGCGCUUUACU